This is a messenger RNA of Phaeoacremonium minimum UCRPA7, 1035 nucleotides long. Its product is annotated as putative methyltransferase domain-containing protein. The transcript is spliced from 7 exons. NCBI's taxonomy places the organism in Eukaryota, Fungi, Ascomycota, Sordariomycetes, Togniniales, Togniniaceae. The record is from RefSeq and is a predicted model, not a curated record. The coding region runs from base 1 to 1035 and encodes 344 amino acids.
AUGGCCGCCGAAGACCAGACCGCCGAAGCAUCGCGCGCAUCGGACGACACAGCGUCGCAGCAGCAGCCGCCGGCGUCGAAAAUCCCGCAAUCGGGCGCGAUUCAGGGUAGCAAUGUGGCCGGACGGGAGCCGCAAGUUGACUUUCAAGGUCGCGUAUUUCCCUUCCCAAGCGAUCUUGAAGUUGGGACGGAUUCAUCGGACCAAAGCACCCGCGACGAUGAUUCCGCAAUUGGAGAGUCGGUCUUCGAGUCGACUGUGUCAAUGAGAUCGAGCAUAUACAACUACAUUGAAGAGAAUGGACGGACCUACCAUGCUUACAACUCCGGCAAAUACAUGCUACCGAAUGAUGAGAAGGAGCAGGAUAGACUUGCUCAGGAGUAUCCCGAAGCCGAAGUCGUUGGCACAGAUCUAAGCCCCAUUCAACCACAAUACGUUCCACCGAACUGCGUAUUCGAAGUCGACGAUGCCGAGGAUGAGUGGAACUUCAGUCGGCCAUUCGACUACAUCCACGCCAGGGCAAUCGUCACCUGCUUCAAAGACAACCGAGAUAUGCUACGGAAAAUCUAUGACAAUCUCGAGCCUGGCGGUUAUUUCGAGUUGCAGGAUCCCUGCUUGCCGAUGCUGAGUGAUGAUGGAACACUCGAUGGCACUGAGCUUGGCGAAUGGAACCGACUACUAGUCGAGGGCAUGUCCCGUAUUGGCCGAGACCUGAGCGGCAGCCAGCGAUGGGGCGAUUACAUGCGCGAAGCAGGCUUCGAAGAUGUGACGGAGCACCGUGUUUUUGUGGCUGUGAAUUCGUGGCCACGAGGUCAGAAGAACAAGCUUCUCGGCGCCAUCUCUCUGCAAAAUUUGAGCGAGGGAAUUGCAUCCCUCAGUACGGCUGUCUUUGCUCGGGUUCUGGGGUGGAGCAAGGAACGUAUUGAGGUGUUCCUAGCAGGCGUGCGAAAUGAUCUAAAAGAUAAGAAGAUCCAUGCCUAUGGAGUUGUAUAUUUUGCUUACGGGAGGAAACCGGGUGGGACAAAGGAGGAAACUUAA